AUGGCCGGGAGGUCUCUGAAGGAAGUGUUUAGAGGAAAGGAAAAUGACAGGAGUGGGCAUGGUAGGGAGCAUGAACCCCAUAGGAGUAGUGAUAUCCCUUGCAAAUUUUUUACUGCAGGAAAUUGCCAUAAAGGGACGUUUUGCAGAUUUUCUCAUCAUGGCCAGACUGUCAAUCCCUAUGACAGGUCAAGGGAUGAUUGGAGGAAGAGGAGCAAGAAUUUAGAUACAGUGGAACAACCAGAAGAACAUCUAAGGUGGAGCGACACGACUGUGCCGGAUAAUGCAAAGUUGCUCGAGUGGAAUGAGGAUGGAAAUGGAAAUGUUGGUGCUCAUGAACAAGGAUUUCCUGCAUAUUCUAGGGAUGAUAGAUGGGUACGUAGUUUUAACAUUGAGAACAGAUCAUAUGGUCACCCAAUAAACAAUGGUGAAGCAGUAGAUGGCAAUGAUAGGAGGUAUCUCCAGCCAAAGGCAGAAACUGCUACUGCUGGAACAAGUGGCUUUGAAUCAAAUGGUGCUGAAAAUUGGUAUAGUGAUAUGGAGGUUUCUUUCUCAUGGAAUUAUGGGCAAUCUUCUGGCCAUGUUGUUAAAGAAGAGAGUUGUCACAUUAGUCAGACCUCACAUUGUCUAUCUCUUAAGGAAAGAUCUUCACGCUCAUAUGAACAGGUUAUGACCGGGGAGAUGUUAGGUCAGAAGCAUCAAGAUCCUGCAGCUAUGCUACCGCUGAUAUCUGAAAAUGUUUGUUUCUAUUCAAAGCCCAGUUCAAGGGAGGAGGAUGCUGGUUAUGCGUUUUCUCUUGAGCUUAGAAAAGAAACUAGUGAUUGUGCCAUGUCAAGCAUUGAUCAAAAAUUUUCUGCAGAUGUUCUGCCAGGACAAAGUGUGGAUCAGAAUGACCGUAGUUCUAGUGCAGUUAUUGACCCUCUCUCAUGGUUUAGUGCAGUUGGACAGAUUCAACAGACUUUCUCUCUGCAUGCUCCAAGAGGAGAAAGUAUUACCAAUGUGCAAACUCAACCACUGUUCCAGGAGGACAAAUCACUUAGCAAACCUAAUGCUGGAGAGGGAAACCGACCUGAACUUAGUUCUGAAAUCCCUCCAGCACAAAACAUAGUAAACAGGCAGCAGCCUUCACAAUUUAUUAAUUUUUUAGCUUUGUCUCAGUUAUAUGGAGACAUGAAGCAAUGUUCUCAUCUAGGUGUAGUUCCCAAUCCCACAAAAUUAAUUGGAUUUGUGUCUUCAUCCCUUUCCAAUUCUGCAGGACCUGUUCGUCCGAUUGCUGCAGCAUCCAGCAAUCCAAAUCUAGUCAUUAGAUCUGAGACACAGUAUAAUCCUCUUAGUGAUAACAUUGUGUUGAUUAAAAAUCAUACUGAUAAUCCACUCGCAGGAUUGUUACCAAAUCCUGUUGAAGGAAUUGUGGGUGAGAAACAAGAAGUACCUUCAAGAGACUUAUUCAGUUCUCUUACUGGCGGACCAAGUGGUGGUGAUCAAUAUAAGGUUGGUAAAUCGGAGGUUGAAUUAGAUCGAGAGUGUCACCAAUUGGAUCAGCUAAAUCCAGUCGCUAAUUGUGAUGGUGAAGGAAACAAUGAAAUGACAGCUGAGGAAAGCAAGAAAGCACAGGGAAAUGGACCAUUGGAGAAGAUGAAUAAAGAUGGUAGGGCUGAUGAGGUCAAGAAAAAUAAUGAUUCAAAGGGCAUCUGGGUAUUUAAAUUUGCGCUCGUGGGGUUUGUUAAGGAGAUGCUGAAACCAAAGUGGAAGGAAGGUCAAAUCAGCAAAGAGUCUCACAAGACAAUAUUGAAGAAAGUGGUUAAUAAUGUUAUUGGAAGCAUCCAAGGGGCUUAUAUUCCGGAUUCACAAGAGAAAAUUGACAAUUAUCUCUCAUCUUCAAAACAAAAGCUCACCCAACUUGUAGAGGUACGAAGUCCAAGACUGAAAGAUUCGGUGGAGGUUGUGUCUCUCAAACCAUUCCACAUCUGCAUGGUAGAAGAAUUCACAAAAGAGUUCAAUGUUGAAAGAGGUAAUGGAGCUUACAGGGACUUCAUUAAGGACUUGCGUGUUGAAUUGGGAGAGACAUUUUCACACAAUAUUCCUGUACUUCCCACUCAGCAGGAUCCAUCCACUUGA
Camellia sinensis is the source of this 2115-nucleotide messenger RNA. NCBI's taxonomy places the organism in Eukaryota, Viridiplantae, Streptophyta, Magnoliopsida, Ericales, Theaceae. The record is from RefSeq and is a predicted model, not a curated record.